GCUUGAUUGAAAUCCUCUCACCCUUGAAGCAUUUGGUCUUCUUGAAGUGCUUGUACCAUCGACCAAACUCGUGACACUUGGCAGCUGAGACAUUUGCAUAACAGCAACUUCAUCCUGGCCAAUGCACAAGUGUCGAAGGGCUUUCCUAUCGUCUACUGCUCUGAUGGCUUCUGUGAGCUCACAGGCUUCUCCCGGGCCGAGGUCAUGCAGAAGAGCUGUGCCUGUAAGUUCCUGUAUGGGCCAGAGACCAGCGAAGGCAUCAUCCUCAGCAUUGACGAUGCUCUGGAGGAGCGAAAGGAGUUUAAAGAUGAGAUCAUGUUCUACAAAAAGACAGCUGUGUUGUUCUGGUGCCUGCUGGACAUUGUGCCAAUUAAGAAUGAGAAGGGAGACGUGGUGCUCUUUCUGGCUUCAUUUAAGGACAUCACCGACACUAAAGCCAAAGCCAUCCAAGAGGACAAGAAGGAAGAGCGACGGCGCGGCAGGGUGAAAACAGGCUCUCCAUUCAGCUCAGGUCGUCUGCGGAGCAGCACGGUGCUCUACCACAUCUCUGGUCACCUCCACAGCAGAGAGAAGAGCAAGAUUAAACUCAACAAGAAUGUGUUUGGGGAUCCGCCCGCUUUGCCAGAGUACAAGGUAGCAGAUGCCAAGAAGUCCAAAUUUAUCUUACUUCACUACAGCACGUUCAAAGCUGGUUGGGAUUGGCUGAUUCUUCUUGCCACAUUCUACGUUGCUGUGACGGUGCCAUACAAUGUGUGUUUCAUUGGCGAUGAUGAUGACCUGACCCGCAGCACAACUGUCAGUGACAUCGCAGUGGAGAUACUGUUCAUCAUAGACAUUGUUUUUAAUUUUCGCACAAGUUACGUCAGCAAAUCGGGCCAGGUGAUCUUUGACGCCCGGCAGAUCUGCAUCCAUUACCUGACCACAUGGUUCAUCAUCGACCUGGUAGCUGCGUUGCCAUUUGACCUGCUCUAUGCCUUCAAAGUCAGCGUGGUGUCUGUGGUCCACCUAUUAAAAACAGUACGUCUGCUGCGUUUGCUGCGGCUGCUCCAGAAGAUGGACCGCUACUCGCAGCACAGCACAGUGGUCCUGACGCUGCUGAUGUCCAUGUUCGCCUUGCUGGCCCACUGGAUGGCGUGCAUCUGGUACAUUAUCGGCAAGAUGGAGAUGGAGGCCAACGCUUACAACUGGGAUAUCGGAUGGCUCCAUGAGCUGGGGAAGCGCCUGGAGUCACCGUACUAUGCCAUAGGAGCUGUGAAUGGGACUGGGAUGGGCAGCGGUCCCGCCAUCCGCAGCGUCUACAUCGCCUCGCUCUACUUCACCCUCAGCAGCCUGACCAGCGUGGGAUUCGGCAACGUGUCUGCCAACACUGACAUAGAGAAGAUCUUCUCUAUUUGUGUCAUGCUUAUCGGAGCACUGAUGCAUGCACUGGUCUUCGGUAAUGUGACAGCCAUUAUUCAGAGGAUGUACUCACGCUGGUCCCAGUACCACACCAGAACCAAAGACCUCAAGGACUUCAUCCGUGUCCAUCACCUGCCACAGAGCCUCAAGCAGCGAAUGUUGGAGUAUUUCCAGACGACCUGGUCAGUCAACAAUGGCAUCGACUGCAACGAGCUGCUGAAGGACUUCCCGGAUGAGCUGCGAUCCGACAUCACCAUGCACCUUAACAAGGAGAUCCUGGAGCUGUCGCUGUUUGCCUCUGCCAGCCGUGGCUGCCUUCGCUCCCUGUCGCUGCACAUCAAGACCACCUUCUGUGCUCCUGGGGAGUAUCUCCUCCGACAGGGCGACGCUCUCCAGGCCAUCUUUUUUGUCUGCUCCGGGUCCAUGGAGGUGCUGAAAGACGGCAUGGUGCUGGCCAUCCUGGGUAAAGGAGACCUGAUCGGGGCGAACCUGUCCUUAGAUGACCGAGUGAUCAAAACCAACGCCGACGUGAAGGCCCUGACCUACUGUGACCUGCAGUGUGUUAACCUGAGGGGGCUGUACGAAGUGUUGGACCUCUACCCCGAGUACUCGCACCACUUCGUCCAGGACAUCCAGCAGGAUCUCACGUACAACUUGAGGGAGGGACAUGAGACGCAUGUUAAGGCCCGACUCUCCACAACAGCUCUAGAUUCUCAGUCUGGGGUUAGAAGGAACGGACGAGUGGUUCAGGGCUAUCCGCCCAUCAUAGAGACUCAGGAAGAACAUGAGGAAGAUGAGGAGGAGGAGGAGGAAGACGAGGCCAUGUCUGUGUCUCUGUCAUCAGAGCGGAACCGGGCGGUGAACCUCGGGGACACGGGUGGGAAGUCUCUGCAGAGCCGACCCAGCCAGAAGACAGCAGGACAGAGCUCCAGAAGGUCCCGGAGGAAGAUCCAGGAAAUUACUCUCACCACUUUAGACCCAUCCAACCUCAGCCCCAGGAUAGUGGACGGUACUGAAGACAGUGAGGGGACAGAGGGUUCCCUGGCGUUCCCCUUCUCUACCAGCCAAGGUUGUCCUGUCAAUGAACCAACCAGUGCCUCAGCGUCUGCCACAGACAUACUGCAGAUCAGCACUGCAGAGUUAGCAGCUAAAGCAGAGGAGACCAGAGGACAACUGCGACACCUCGACCAGCAGGUGAGCAACCUCGGGAGGGAAGUGGCCGACCUUGGACGAGUCAUGAAGAGAAUGGCCCAACUCAUGGAAACCCUCAUGUCAUCAACGCCACAGCCUACAGUGGUCUGCCCCACACACUACUCCCCAGCACACCUCACAUACCUGGGCCAUCCUCCCUCCCCCCAGUCUUACCCUUCACCAUCCUCUUCUCAGACUGCCUCCAUUUGGACAGACACGCCCAUGUCGUUGCCCUCUUCUCCCCUCACUGUCCCUCAGCUACAUGGUGCGAUAUGCCACACGGAUUCCCUCGCACAUAGACCCCAGGACCUCCAGCUGGGUUACCCCUCUAACCCCAGCACAACCCCAACUCGCAACUCACCUUCCCUUCAAAUACAGCCCGUCAUCACAGAGCCUCACCUGCUUUCCUCACCCCUCAGCUCACCAGAGAUCCCCCACUACAAUGACGGGAUUUCCGUUUCCAUCAGGUCAAGGGUACACAGUCCACAGCCACAAGACGGGGGAGGUGAGGACCCUCGUCAGAGCUCUGGGUGUUCUCCGCAAACUGGACUUGGGGGCACCUACCACAACCCGACCAAGGGUUUGUAGCAGCCCUUUGUCUGAACUCUGCAGGACUUGAUCCAGGAUAUUUUUUGGGAUAUGUUCCUGAACUAGAGAUCAAACUGAUCAACUGGGGUUCCCCAUAUCGUUGGAGGACGUUUGCAGGGAUGCAACUCAGAUUCCUUUUUGUUUUAAAGGCACGUGUUUAAAAAUCUUGUUGCAUGAAAACAAGCACAGAAGGUUUAGGUGUGUUAGCUUUAACUUAUAGAAACGUAGUGUUGUUAGACAGGAUGUAGAGGUUUGGUUCAGUUAAGAUGGCAUAUGGAACUGUGUCAUAAUGGAGAACAAGAGGGAUAUGGAGGAGAAGAGAGUUCUUUCUGUCCUCUCCUUUUUCGCUCCUGGCUAGUGAUGGGUUCAGGUCGGCUUGGCUGGUUGGAGGAAGAGAAAGCAUUGUGAGUGGUGGAGGUGGGCUUUAGAGGCAAAGACAGGAGGGAUGGGGGCUGUUAGCAUCCUUCCCCCAACCUUCUAUCCGUGCUAUUUCCUCUCCUUUUAACCCUUCUUUCUUUGCGCACUCAACCUACGCAUGAUGCUCUGGAUUGCGUGUACCAGUGCGUGGCUUGUUGGGGCUGGUUGGACUGGGAGCAUAGAGUGGUGUGAGGAAAGAAAGAGAUGGGACGUAUUGUGCUCUUUACCACAGGCCCUCAGGGGAGAGGGGAUGGAGGGUGGAGGAAGUUGGUUAUGGAGGUGGGGGGGUAUGUUAUGCCUCGGGCAGCAGAGCCCCUGCUGUCGUCUGUCACACUGAGCACAGGGACUCUUUCUCCCUCUCUGCUUCUCUUUUCCAGUGUUUCUCUCCACACACCUACUCUCUCUCUCUCUCUCUCUCUCUCUCUCCCUCUCUCUUUCUCUUGCUCUCUGCAUGCCUUUCCGAGCCUUUUGAGUAGUGCCUGUAGACACACAUUAACAUGCUGCAUGUCACCCUGUGGAAAUUCAGCUUGCCAUUUAUCUAUCUAUUUAAAGGAAACACGGUUCAUUCGUUUAAUAGCUGAACCUGGCAUUUACCGAUGCAUAUUUAUUGGAUGUUGGCUCAGUUUAAACAACUGGGUCAUUUAGGCACAAGGUAGUCGCCCCUGUUGUGAAGCAGCCUGGAGGAAAUUGCCAAUACUUAAUUGGCUCAUGAUCCAUGGUGGAGGCCAUUUUCCUGAUCGUCACCCAGGCUUACCAACUCUGAGAUCCAUUUUCUUAGAGCACAGGCAAUAUUCCCGCAUAAAAGCACAAUAAGGAAAUAAAGACGCUUUUAUAUUUCUAUGAAUGUAUCAAUACUAAAGAUGUAUUUUUUUACCUCAAAGAAUGCAAGAGUGUGGGAUGGCAGUAAUUGAUGCUGCUGUAUAUGGAGUUAUGGCAGUGCUGUUUGCUGGUGCCAGCCGAUGCAAUCUUAAACCAGGAAAAAAAAAAA
Messenger RNA from Epinephelus fuscoguttatus (brown-marbled grouper), 4582 nucleotides. It is a transcript of the gene kcnh8, whose product is annotated as potassium voltage-gated channel, subfamily H (eag-related), member 8. Gene Ontology annotation, biological process: potassium ion transmembrane transport; regulation of membrane potential. Gene Ontology annotation, molecular function: voltage-gated potassium channel activity. NCBI's taxonomy places the organism in Eukaryota, Metazoa, Chordata, Actinopteri, Perciformes, Serranidae. Gene Ontology annotation, cellular component: membrane. Bases 205 to 3177 code for a protein of 990 amino acids. The transcript is spliced from 16 exons. The record is from RefSeq and is a predicted model, not a curated record.